Messenger RNA from Nomascus leucogenys (northern white-cheeked gibbon), 3544 nucleotides. RefSeq names its product mitochondrial ribosomal protein L44 (gene MRPL44). The coding region runs from base 82 to 1104 and encodes 340 amino acids. Gene Ontology annotation, biological process: rRNA processing; primary miRNA processing; regulation of gene expression. Lineage: Eukaryota; Metazoa; Chordata; Mammalia; Primates; Hylobatidae. The record is from RefSeq and is a predicted model, not a curated record. Gene Ontology annotation, molecular function: ribonuclease III activity; double-stranded RNA binding. The transcript is spliced from 5 exons. Gene Ontology annotation, cellular component: nucleus.
UUCCGGGUUCCGGGGGAAGUGUGUUACGGGGACACUGGCCCGGCUACUUUCGUUCCGUCCUCCAUCGUUUUCUCCCGUGCAAUGGCGUCCGGGCUGGUAAGAUUGCUGCAGCAGGGGCCUCGCUGCCUCCUGGCCCCAGUCGCCCCCAAGCUGGUCCCUCCGGUUCGGGGAGUGAAGAAGGGAUUCCGCGCCGCCUUCCGCUUCCAGAAGGAGUUAGAGCGGCGGCGCCUUCUGCGGUGCCCGCCGCCGCCCGUGCGCCGUUCAGAGAAGCCGAACUGGGAUUACCAUGCAGAAAUACAAGCUUUUGGACAUCGGUUACAAGAAAGCUUUUCCUUAGAUCUUCUCAAAACUGCAUUUGUUAAUAGCUGCUAUAUUAAAAGUGAGGAGGCCAAACGCCAACAACUUGGGAUAGAGAAAGAAGCUGUUCUUCUGAAUCUUAAAAGUAAUCAAGAACUAUCCGAACAAGGGACAUCUUUUUCACAGACUUGCCUCACACAAUUCCUUGAAGACGAGUACCCAGACCUGCCCACUGAAGGCAUCAAAAAUCUUACUGACUUUCUCACUGGUGAGGAAGUCGUGUGUCACGUGGCUAGAAACUUGGCUGUGGAGCAGUUAACACUGAGUGAGGAAUUCCCAGUGCCCCCGACUGUAUUACAGCAGACUUUCUUUGCAGUUAUUGGAGCCCUGUUACAGAGCAGUGGACCCGAGAGGACUGCACUUUUCAUCAGGGACUUCUUAAUUACUCAAAUGACUGGAAAAGAGCUCUUUGAGAUGUGGAAGAUAAUAAAUCCCAUGGGGCUAUUGGUAGAAGAACUGAAGAAAAGGAAUAUUUCAGCUCCUGAAUCAAGACUUACUAGGCAGUCUGGUGGCACCACAGCUUUGCCUUUGUAUUUUGUUGGCUUAUACUGUGAUAAAAAGUUGAUUGCAGAAGGACCUGGGGAAACAGUAUUGGUUGCAGAAGAAGAGGCUGCUCGAGUGGCCCUUAGAAAACUUUAUGGAUUCACAGAAAAUAGACGGCCUUGGAACUAUUCCAAGCCCACAGAAACCUUGAAAGCAGAAAAGAGCAUCACUGCCAGCCAGCCAGCCAUGGAUGCAGCAGCCUGAAACUUGACAGCAAAAAGUUAACUUCAACUCCUAGUAAUGGAACACAAAGAUAGAGGACCAAAACCAGUGGUAAAAUGCCAUUUAUGUGUGUUACUCACAAGUAAACAUGAUUUGAUAAGCAUCUCAUUGGCACUGUAGGAGAAAAGAGAUUAUACGACGAACUUUUCUGGAAAGCAAGACAUGUCUUCUGACCACUUAUCCAGCAUCUGUGAGAUGGCAGAAUCUAGCUGUGGUAUGAUUCUAAUUUUUUUUUAAGGUAAACAUUAAGAAAGUCUAGGGAAUUCAUUUGCAAACCCAGUAAUCCUUCCUGCCCCCUGCCCCCAAAUAGUGCUGAUUGUGCAUUCCCAAAUUUCUCCUGCUCAGGGGAGUUUGCAGGACCUUAACCUACAAGCUUGGAGGGGAACUAUCCUUUUAGGUUUUCAAGCUUUUAAACCUUGAAUGCUUCCAAAUUUACAUGUGGGACAAGUCUAGCUCUAGUUCAUAAAACUACUUUGCAAGUAGAGAUCCAUAUGCCUUAUGUAGAAUGUAAUUUCAACAUAUUUCUAAGUAAAGCCUUCUUUGAACUUAAAUUGUUGUACUUUUUUAAAGCACCCACUAAAAUAGGGUAGAAAUGUAGGAAAUUUAGAAAAAUUGACAUACAUUUUCAAUUGCAUAUCAAAUAUAGCUUGAAAUUUGGAACCAGUCUCUGAGUAGCUAUUUGUCCUAUGAGCCUAACUGCAUAAGUAUGAUAUAUGGGCAGAAGGAACGUGGGUACAAGGAUGUCAUCAAAUGGUGCAUGUGACCAAGAGCAUUCAGUGACCAUGUGAAGGACUAGCUCUUUGACUAAUGCCUCGUCCAUGUUGAUAAGAUAGUCAUAAGACUGGAAGGAAGCACUGACAUUUGAAUUUAGGUUCACACCAGAGAAAGACAUUAGUCAUUUACUUUGAAAUUCUGACUUUUUCCACCUUUUCCCACUCUCCAGUUCCCUGUGCCCAAAGCAUAAUUGUACCAAAAAAUCCCCUAGCCAAAAAUGUAACAUUAAUGUCUACAGACUUACAUAACCCCUAUUCUUUUAAAUGCAUACUUUUAUUAUAUGCAUAUGUAUAAUGAGGAAUUUUUUUUCUCACAAUGUUGUAUGUGGUCACAAGAAAGUAAACUAGAAACUAAUACUAAACUCCAAGUAAGAACGGAGCAAAUUGGAGCUUUUUGUGUUCAGCGCUGUACUGAUUUUGGCCACAAGAUGGUGCUGUAAUCCUAUUGCACAAUUUAGUAUGUGAAUUGUGCCAUUAUGGGGAAUCUACUUUCUACUGAUAACAGGAAAGAUUAUGUCUAUAUGGCACAGGAUUACCAUGAAAUAUGACUUUUCAAGGCCCCAUUCAGCUCUAAUAUUCCAUGAAUACUUCUUCAGGAGCCAGCUCCCCUUGUUCUUCCCUCGCCUUUGGAUAAGAAUUUGAUGUAUGAACAAUUCACCUCUGAUGUGAAGGUAUGGAUUUUUGAGCUCUUUUCUAUUCCCUGGAAAGAAGGAAGAGUGCAGGGCUGCCAUAGAUAAAACUUUUAAAAGACUUUUUUGCAGGCCUCUUCUUGGUGUGUCUUCCUACUUCCUUUUGUUGAUAGGAGAAGAUGCACUGUGGAGGCAAGGGAAUCCUGUGUCCAUCGAGACAGUUCCUGAAGCCAGACGUAGACAGUCUUCCCAUCAGGGCGGCCAGCUCACAGCCUCCCUAGCAGAGGGCUGUGCACUGAGGAUGCUCAGCUGCUGGCAUGCUGCCCAAGUUCUCCAUCCUAAGCCCACUUUGUUUUUCUUCCCCUCAGUUCUUCCCUGUUCCAUCUCCCCCAGCCUUAGUUUGCAAAGUCCCUCAACUGUUGUCCUCUGGGACCUAGAGGCUCUUAACUUUGGUUGGGUAUCAAAGCACUUACUUGAAAGCCAUGGCUGUCUCUGUAUAAUACCAAGAACGAUUGCUAGAUCUAAUCCCAUCAUGCAAAGCAAUAACAAUUUUUUCCUGGAACUUAUGCAAUCAAAAAUCACAAUUACACGCGCUCUUGAAAAAAGCUGUUUUGGCAUUGGUGGUCUUUGUGCUUUCCAUGACUAUUUAUUUGUUGUUCGUUUAUCUGCCUGCCUAUUAGUGUUUACUAACUACAGAAGACUAAUGGUUUAAGAAAACUUUCUGGGAGAAAAACAAUUGGGGAAAUUAAAAACAUUAACUUACUCCUUCUUCAAUUGAGGAAGAACUACAGUAUUUGAUUAUUCAGAGGAGUUCAAGGAGUAUCUUUUCACCUGAGCUGUUGUGUAUUAAAAUUGCAAAUGAAGGCGUGGCACCGAGACUUAUGCUUGUAAUCUCAGCACUUUGGGAGGCCAAGGGAAGAGGAUUGCUUGAGCUCAGGAGACCAGCUGUGAAGCAUAGCAAGACCCUGUCCCUAUUUUGUUUUUCAAAUUUCCAAUGAACUCAGUUUGUUCUAUUCUGAU